UGGACCCAAAGACCCUUAUCCUGUUGUUGGGUUUGGUCGUCUGGGUCACAGGGCAUGAAUAUCACUCAUCCACAGCUCAAAUGGACGUUCUGAAAAAGAAGGAGGACGAGCUGUUGGACACCUUCAGUGCUUACAUCAAAGCAGAGGAGAAGCAUCUGGCUACACUCAGAGGUUCCAGGGUUCUUUUAGCUCUUUACCUCCACCAGAUAGGAGAUGGGGAGGGAAGCGAGCCGCUGACAGCGUACCAGCUGAUGCAGAGACUGAGAGUGGAAUGGGCUACUAUAAUGAAAUUCACCAAAAAGAGCCUUUUUCAGAACUAUCAAGACCUGAUGGAAGAGGAGUUCCACGAGCUCCCUACCGAGGACGAUGUAGACGGAGCUGCUCUGGGCAUCAUUAGACUACAGGAGAUGUACAAACUCUACCCAGAGAACAUCACCACCAACCCCCUAACAGGGAUAUCCUUCGAUUUAAAGUGGGAACGCAGCUUCAAACUGGGGAAAGUGGCGUACUCUCACGAGAGCUACCAGCACGCCUUCCUGUGGUUCUUUAAGUCUCUGCAAAAGUUGGGGGCAACUAAGGAGGAAAAUUCAGACACUUACAAGAAGUUGUUGUUGGAAUAUCUCAGCUCAUCUGCCUACGAAUUCGGACAUGUGCCUCUUGCAGUCUACUUCUCUAAACAGCGUGUUAAUAUUGAUCCCGGUGACCUGCAGGCUAGACUUGAUCUGACCGUUUACAAAGGCAAACUUUCCCAACACACCAAAACUCCUGACAUUUUCACGCUCAGUGAAACCUCCACCAGCACCUACGAGGCUCUCUGCAGGGGGGAGGAGCUCAAUAUGAAGUCCAGAAGAAGGAGACAGCUAAGCUGUAGAUACAGCACAGGUGGAGGGAAUCCUAGACUCAUGUACGCUCCAGUGAAGGAGGAAGAGGUGUGGGACGACCCUCCAAUCAUGACAUACCAUGACGUUUUCUCAGAAGCAGAGAUCGAGCAACUGAAGAACCUCUCCAGGCCUUGGCUUGAAAGGUCUAAAGUUUCUACUGAAGAUGGAUAUGGAGGAAUUUCAUAUAAUCGCGUGUCACAAACUGUUUGGCUGAAAGACGAAGAUGCCCCUGUUGUUUCCAGCGUGAGUCAGAGGCUGUCUGAUAUAACAGGUCUGGGUAUGGAGUCAGCAGAGCCACUGCAGGUCUUGAAUUAUGGCGUUGGUGGACACUUUUCACCACAUUAUGAUACUUUGGAGCGCUCCAGCGACAGCCUUGAUGGCGACCGAAUGGCAACCAUUAUGAUCUAUCUGAGUGAUGUCAGCUAUGGAGGAUCCACUGUGUUUCCUGAGAUAGGAGCUUCAGUAAAGCCGCAGAAGGGAUCUGUGGUGAUGUGGUAUAAUCUCCUGCGAAAUGGACAAGGAGACUGGAGAAGCCUGCAUGGUGGAUGCCCAGUCUAUCAAGGAAGCAAAUGGGUUGCUGUUAAAUGGGUUCACGAGCGAGGCCAGGAGUUCAGGAGACAAUGUUCUCUGUCUGAGACAGAGUGAUGAUUCUUUAUCUCCAUCUCUGGGAUCCUUACGGAUGUGCCUACAAAUCUGUCUACCAGUGGAAGAACAUUCUGCAGUCGUACUGUAGAUAAUAAAUCUGUAUUUUUGAUGUAUUUCAUAAAUUAGCACAUGAAGGACUUGUUAACUAUAUUUCUAUUGUCAUUGUAAACUGUUGUGCAAUAUAACAUAAAGCUGAAUGAACCUGCUUUAAAUUGUCAUAUAAUAAAUCAUGUCAGAAUAUUUUGAA
Molecule: messenger RNA, 1773 nt
Organism: Astyanax mexicanus (Mexican tetra)
Lineage: Eukaryota; Metazoa; Chordata; Actinopteri; Characiformes; Acestrorhamphidae
Exons: 14
Coding region: 81-1526 (481 amino acids)
Biological process (GO): peptidyl-proline hydroxylation to 4-hydroxy-L-proline
Cellular component (GO): endoplasmic reticulum
Molecular function (GO): iron ion binding; procollagen-proline 4-dioxygenase activity; protein binding
Source: RefSeq, a predicted model, not a curated record